AUGGCAGACAGAUACUCAUUUUCACUUACUACCUUUUCCCCUAGUGGAAAGUUAAAGCAAAUAGAGCAUGCCCUAGCGGCCGUCAAUCAAGGUGUUACUUCUUUGGGUAUCAAGGCAACAAACGGUAUUGUUCUUGCCACAGAAAAGAAAUCUUCGUCAAUACUAGUGAAUUCUGAUUUUACAGAAAAAAUUUCCCAAAUUACACCAGAUAUUGGAGCAACUUACUCAGGAAUGGGUCCAGAUUUCCGUGUAUUGGUUGAUAAGUCACGUAAGGUUUCACAUACCAAUUAUAAGAGAAUAUACAAUGAAUAUCCACCGACAAAGAUUUUAGUGUCUGAUGUAGCUAAGAUCAUGCAAGAAGCGACCCAAAACGCAGGUGUCCGUCCCUACGGUGUAUCGUUACUUGUGGGUGGAUAUGACGAAAAUAAUGGGUUUAUGUUAUACCAGGUUGAUCCUUCAGGUUCAUAUUUCCCGUGGAAGGCAACAGCGAUAGGUAAAGGAUCGAACGCUGCUAAGACUUUCCUUGAGAAGAGGUGGAACGAUGAACUAGAGUUAGAAGAUGCAAUCCAUAUUGCCCUACUCACUCUUAAGGAAUCAAUCGAAGGUGAAAUGAAUGGUAAUACUGUUGAAAUAUGUGUUAUUGGUAAUGCAAACGAUGAAAUGUUAGGUUUCAAAGGCGCAACAGGUGUCUCUGGCCCAAGGUUCCGGAAGCUUACUGCGCAGGAGAUUGAUGACAGACUCGAUUCCUUGUGA
This is a messenger RNA of Pichia kudriavzevii, 753 nucleotides long. RefSeq lists its product as uncharacterized. The record is from RefSeq and is a predicted model, not a curated record. Gene Ontology annotation, cellular component: proteasome core complex, alpha-subunit complex; proteasome core complex. Lineage: Eukaryota; Fungi; Ascomycota; Pichiomycetes; Pichiales; Pichiaceae. Gene Ontology annotation, biological process: ubiquitin-dependent protein catabolic process. The transcript has a single exon. Bases 1 to 753 code for a protein of 250 amino acids.